AUGGCACCCCGCACGGCCCCACUGCUGGCCCUCAGCCUGCUAGUUCUCUGGACCCCCCCUGCUCUGGGCGGUGCCAACGACGCGGAAGACUGCUGCCUGUCUGUGACCCAGCGCCCCAUCCCUGCCAUGAUCGUGCGAGCCUUUCGCUACCUGCUCCUGGCAGACGGCUGCAGGGUGCCGGCGGUGGUGUUCACCACGCUGAGGGGUCACCAGCUCUGUGCACCCCCAGACCAGCCCUGGGUGGACCGCAUCAUCCGGAGACUGCAGAAGCUCUCUGCCAAGGCAACAUCAGCCCCCACUGUCAAGGCCCUGUCCCAUGCCUCUCAGGGCCCUACCACCCUCCAGGGCGCCACAACCCUGAACUCGUGUCAGUUCCCUGAAAGGGCCAAGUCCCAGGAUGAGCAACCGAGCCCUGCUGACUUUCCUGCCCGUGUGGCUGGAGCUGGGACAGGCAUCAAGGUGCUGGUCUCCUGCUGUCCCCAGUCCGAAUGCCCCCAGCUCCACAUGGCCUGGGCUUUGCACGGCCUCCCAUCCCAUGGAGGCAGGGCGCUGUGCCUGGCCGCCGCAGAGCCCUGGGAACCUGGCCAGGGCCCCACCUCGUCUCUACUCAAGCAUCAUCCAUGUCCCAGCACCCCAAGAGAAACAGAAAGACGACAGGGCCCCCAUCCUGCCUCACUGAUGGCAAGUGGUCGGGCCAGCCUCCAGGCCGAGUGUUCUCUGCGGGCAGCCCUUCGCACCCCUGCCUUGGACUCUCGGCCCUUCAGCCUCAAAGCAGUGCCAGCUCAGGCUGUCACCUCACCACCGCGAGUCACCCACUGCCUUACUGGGUCCCAGCGAGGGAUCCCGGAGCCUCUCCAGGGUCAAGACAUGCCCUCCCCUGCCCCAGAAUCAGGCACCCAGACCCGUGCCCCGCUGACCCAGCCAUGA
This is a messenger RNA of Orycteropus afer afer, 927 nucleotides long. NCBI's taxonomy places the organism in Eukaryota, Metazoa, Chordata, Mammalia, Tubulidentata, Orycteropodidae. The record is from RefSeq and is a predicted model, not a curated record.